AUGAGGAUAAAGAGAAUGACAUCUAAUGGGAAAUGGAAUAUGUCGGAUGUUGAUAUAGCUCACAUGAAUAGCUUAAGGGAGGUAGGAAUUAGCAUUCCAAAGAUAUAUCAGUCAUUUGCGAUGCAGGUUGGAGGGUUCAACUUAGUCAAGUUUACAAAUCAAGACAUGCACAAUGAGGUUCGCAAGCAACGUGCACUGCAGGAAGGGGAUGUUAAUGCUGUGCUUCAAGAAGAUUACCAGGUUUUUGGAGAUGUGCUUGCUAUUGAUGCGACCUAUGACAGGAAUAAGUAUAACCUUCCGGUGAUUGUGCUGUCUGGGGUUAUUCACUAUAACCAGACAUGUGUUUUUGCAACUGCCAUGGUCUCUCAAGUGGAUGAGUUUAAAUCGCAAUGGGAGGCUAUGAUAGAGGAGUACGGGGUACAGGAUGUGGAGUGGGCCAGUGACUUGUACAGGAAGAAGCAUAGCUUGGCUACUACCUACCUCAGAGGGAGAUUUUUUGUCGGGAUUAGGACAACUUCUCGGUGUGAGUCGUUACAUACGAAGAUGGGGAGGUUUGUGGACAGCCAGUACGGGAUAAUAGACUUUAUCACAAAUUUUAAAAGAUGCAUCGAUUUUGUCCAAGACAAAGAAGAGGAGUGA
Molecule: messenger RNA, 639 nt
Organism: Arachis duranensis
Lineage: Eukaryota; Viridiplantae; Streptophyta; Magnoliopsida; Fabales; Fabaceae
Exons: 4
Coding region: 1-639 (212 amino acids)
Biological process (GO): regulation of DNA-templated transcription
Source: RefSeq, a predicted model, not a curated record